CUCAAAGAACUCAAAGCUACAGUCAUUCCACGUGUGCAAGCUCGUCAUACCGACCUCACCCAUCUCAGCCUAUCCAAGUUCGAGUUCCACGCCGAAGCAAUCUUCCUGCUCCCCUCCGUACCCAUCAACGAUGCAAAAAACAUCCCAAGUCACGACACCGUGCGCAGAACAAAGAGGGAGAUCGCGCACAUGCAUGAUUACCAUGACUACACCUUGCAUCUUGCCCUAGCCGCCCAAGAUGGGAAGGAAGUUGUGUCGAAGGGAUGGGGACAGCGACAUCCGCUGGCGGGCCCAGGCGUUCCCGGCCCACCGACAGAGUGGACGUUUAUUUACGCACCACGCAACGAGGAAGAGGUGGCAAUAGUGGAAUUGAUUAUUGAGGCAUCGAUAGGCUAUAUGACCAACGACCCAGCUGGAAAGGUUGUCGUAUAGUUGCGUCGUGGAUAUCGAAGGCUCAACAUUGACUUCCCUUUGGCAUUGUGUUAUUGUAGGGUUGCGAAUGCGUAAACUUUUAAUAGCUGGGCAUAGUUGUCCACUGAGAGCUGACAUUGUUCAGGCGAUGACACUAGCUAGGACCAAAGCUGAUGGGAACUUCCUUCGGAGGCAGAUCAUAAUUAAACACAAAAAUUACAUGUAACGUACCAGGUUCUCACACAUUGCGCUUCACAAACCGGGGCCCUCAGUGACGAGAACUUCGACGAGAUUUCUCCAUCUUUCAAAGUCUUUCGAGCUGUUGGCUAUUCCUUAGCACACCGCAUAUAUGAAAACGAGAUUACAC
Messenger RNA from Guyanagaster necrorhizus, 778 nucleotides. RefSeq lists its product as uncharacterized. NCBI's taxonomy places the organism in Eukaryota, Fungi, Basidiomycota, Agaricomycetes, Agaricales, Physalacriaceae. The annotation marks the transcript as partial. The transcript has a single exon. The record is from RefSeq and is a predicted model, not a curated record.